UACAAAAGGUAGGAACCGUUCUCUCAUGCGCGUUUUGACGGACGGUCUCCAUUUACUGAAGCAAGUGUUUGUUUACUUCCGUUUAAUUGUGCCGUUCGGACAGUAGCUUUGAAAUGCAGCAGCGGGAGGAGAAGCAGCUGGAGGCGUCUCUGGAGUCUCUGCUUGCUCGUGUGGCUCAUCUGAAAGGUUCCCUGCAGAGUUUCAUCUUGAAACUGGAAAACGAGCAUGACAGACUCACAUGGCCCUCGGUGUUGGAUAAUUUCGCCCUUCUGUCCGGGCAGCUGAACACCAUCAACAAGGUGUUAAAAAACGAGAAGACCCCAUCCUACAGGUCCCAGGUCAUCAUACCCCUGCUGCUGUCUCCUGAUCGAGAUGAAGAGCUGGUGAAACUAACAGAGCAGCGAGUGCCGGUGUUCAGCCAUGAGAUCGUGCCGGAUCAUCUCAGGACCAAACCAGACCCAGAGGUGGAGGAACAGGAGAAACAUCUGAGCGCCGAAGCGGCCCGGAUCGGACCUGAAGUAGCUCAGAAACAGAUCCAAACACUGAAUAAACUUUGCACGAAUCUUUUGGAAAAGCUGAAUAAUCCUCGUGAUGACAGAGACUCUGAAACAUCAGCUUUGAGACAAAACAAGCCAUCCUUCAAUCCCGCUGACACGAAUGCUCUGGUGGCAGCGGUGGGGUUUGGAAAGGGACUCUCGAAAUGCAGACCACCCGGAUCCGUCCCUCCUGGUCACCCUGGACAGCCGAUGAUGUCAGCAGGUCCCACACUACAACAGGUCACGAUCGCUGGAACCACGGGCCAUCAGCCCGGCAUGGGAGGACAAGUCACCCAACAGCAACCUGGUCAACCUGGUAAAAUGCCCAGCAACAUCAAGACUAACAUCAAGUCUGCAUCCAUGCAUCCUUACAACCGAUGAGUUUCAUUCAUAAAAUGCUGCAUUUUGUGCUACAAAGUUUGUUAUAUAAAGCAAAGAAAGCUCAUUUGUUUUGUGCAUUUUCAAUAAACUAAUUUGUUGAAAUCA
This is a messenger RNA of Labeo rohita (rohu), 1022 nucleotides long. RefSeq names its product mediator complex subunit 8 (gene med8). Gene Ontology annotation, molecular function: transcription coregulator activity; RNA polymerase II cis-regulatory region sequence-specific DNA binding. Gene Ontology annotation, biological process: regulation of transcription by RNA polymerase II. Lineage: Eukaryota; Metazoa; Chordata; Actinopteri; Cypriniformes; Cyprinidae. The coding region runs from base 114 to 917 and encodes 267 amino acids. The transcript has 7 exons. The record is from RefSeq and is a predicted model, not a curated record. Gene Ontology annotation, cellular component: core mediator complex; mediator complex.